CUGGAAGAAGCGAAGUUGAUCCCGCAGAAAUGUCAUUGUCUUGAAAGUAUCAAGGCCAUUGUCCUCCACUGAGCCGUGCUGAGGGCUUCAUCGUUGCUCCCUGCGCUUGUCGACCAUGUUUCGCCGGUGGGGUGCUUGAAUAGUUUGUCCGUCAUGUCAGGUUCCAAUAACAAUCCUGGGAGCGGACAGACACUCCCAGAGUCGGGAGCAGCGGCCACUGUGCCUGCUGCUCUCCCAAUAGAAUCGAUCGAGCAAUCCUUCAGUGACACCGACUCGGGAUACGAAGAGGGUACCUUGUCGACAGCUUCGGUGACCUCCAGCAUCUACGCGUUUGAGCAGGAAAAUGGCAGGACGUACCACUCAUACAAGGCUGACAAAAAAUAUGUUAUGCCGAAUGACGAGGCCGAAAGAGAGCGUAUGGACAUCCACUACCAUAGCCUUCGCUACGCUAUGAGAGAUAAACUCUUCUAUGCCCCGAUAGAACACCCGACCUCUGUCUUCGACGUCGGCACAGGCACAGGCAUCUGGGCCAUGGACGUGGCAGAUGCAUAUCCGGGGGCACAAGUGCUGGGUAUCGACUUGUCGCCCAUUCAGCCGACCUGGGUGGCUCCAAACCUUGAGUUCCAGGUAUUCGAUCUAGAGGAGCCGUGGGACAUGCCAGGGCGGUUUGACCUGGUGCACAGCCGCGAGAUGAAUGGCUUCUCGAUCAAGAACUGGCCCAAAUUCUUCGAACAGGCCUUUGCGUCUUUGAAACCUGGUGGGUGGGUUGAAUGCCAGGAGUUUGACCUGGACAUCAAGUCCGACGACAAUACCAUCCCCACGACCAGUGCUGUGAUAAGGUGGCAGAGUCUUUGGGAAGAGGGCGUCCAGCAAGCUGGUAUGACCGGCCGAUGCUACCCAGAUAAGAUGGCAGAACAGAUGCGCGAAGUGGGCUUCAUCAACAUCCGAAUCCUAUCCUUCAAGAUGCCCAUUGGACCCUGGGCCAAAGAUCCCAUGCUGCGACAAUCAGGACUAUGUACGCUGGUCGGUCUGUUGGACGGCGUCUUCGGGCUGAGUGUCAGAGUGUAUACUCAGCUCCUCGGCUGGUCCGUCGAGGAGUUGGAAGCGCUCCUGGUGCAAGUGCGGCAGGAAUGGAGGAGCAAGAGGAUUCACAGCUAUUUCCCAAUAUACGUGGUUUACGGCCAGAAGCCGCCGUGAGGAGAAGUUCAGGUGCCAUUAUACCACAUUUUAUUAUUCUCGAUGCAUAUCUAGGUGUUUCUGCGGGCGAUGAAAGGGGUAAGGGAGAGCGGUGAGUUCUGCAUGAGAGCCGUCGUUCGCAGGGAGUUUCCACGCCAGAGUAAAAUUCUCGAGUGUUUCAACACUUCAAUGUCUUCGACCCCAGUCUCAGAGGCGCGCGGACAUUUUCAUAUAGACGAUAGAGAAGUGAAAGUCGACCAAAGUACUGUUUAAACGCAC
Molecule: messenger RNA, 1455 nt
Organism: Cladophialophora immunda
Lineage: Eukaryota; Fungi; Ascomycota; Eurotiomycetes; Chaetothyriales; Herpotrichiellaceae
Exons: 3
Coding region: 154-1197 (347 amino acids)
Molecular function (GO): methyltransferase activity
Source: RefSeq, a predicted model, not a curated record